GGCACGCCAACUGAGCAAGCUUCAUGAGGGCAGCUUGCGCACCAUUGCUGAGCUCCGCGUCUGCUAGCUUCUCGAGCAAGCCGCCAGAUUCGAGAAAUGAGGACAGGCAAUCUGUCACUGCAGCGGCAUCGAUCACUGCAGGCUCGGUCGCGAUCUUGACCAGGUAUGUGUUGAUGCAGGUCAGUGACACAGCCGCAAGAGGUGCGUGUGAGCUCUGCAAGCAGCUCGAGAGUUCGUGUGAUAGCCGUUGGAUCAUUUGUGCCUCCCUGGCGCUGUCUGACCAUUCCUGCAGCUCUAGCUCCAAAGCUUGCACUGCAUCCGUCUCGGCUAUCGGGUCAGAAGUGCCUUCGAGCUUGUCAAGCGCUUCGUCGAGCGUCAUCCGGCUCACACGCCGCUGGCCAAAGUCGCGAGAUGUCAAUUCGAAAUGUCAAAAUUUUGCGCUCCUCGACAAGUCGAGUCACCGAUCGACAUGUACCGGAUUGCGAGCUCAGCCAGGGUCAAUAGCCUCAAGAGCAAAGACCAAUUCCGAUGCAUCUGUAAGGCUAGAUCGAGCUUCUCCACGACGGCACAGAGCCAUGCGCCAUCGGCCAACUCGCAAUACCUCAAAGUGACACACUCGGACGAGACUGCACCGACAGACACGUUGCAAUCGCUCGCCCGACAUGCUCGUUAUACCCUCAAUACCUAUGUACGACCGCCGAUCAUGUUCGAAUCGGGCAAAGGCAUGUACCUCCACGAUACGCAAGGAAGGGAAUACUUGGACAUGUCGGCCGGCAUAGCCGUCAACGCACUCGGUCACUCUGACGAAGGUGUGGCAGAGGCGAUGAGCAAGCAAGCGCGUCGCCUCGUCCACGUCUCCAAUCUGUAUCAUAACGAAUGGGCGGGCGAGCUCGCCCAGCUCCUCGUAGAGAGCACGAUCGCCUCUGGCGGUCUCGGUACAUCUUCGGAUACGUUCCAGUCUCGUGCAGAUAAGGACACCACGUCUGGCCUCAAGGUUUUCUUUGCCAACAGCGGUACAGAGGCGAACGAAGGUGCACUCAAAUUUGUGCGCAAGUACGGCAAGCUCACCGCCGAACAACAUCCCAAACUACACGGCAAGGUCAGCCCGCACGACAAGGUCGAAGUCGUCGCUUUCAGGGAUGGGUUCCACGGCCGAUCGAUGGGCGCGCUGUCCGUCACUUUACAAGAAAAAUACCAAGCGCCCUUUGCGCCCCUGAUCCCCGAGAUCAUGCCUGGACAGCUCAACGACAUCGAAUCGAUCAACAAGGUCGUCACCGAAAAGACCUGCGGCGUCAUCGUUGAGCCCAUCCAGGGCGAGGGUGGCAUCCUAGAAGCGACCGAAGAGUUCAUGCGUGCUCUCAGGAAGCGAUGUGACGAAGUGGGAGCUGCACUCAUCUUUGACGAGAUACAGUGCGGACUGGGCAGGACUGGCAAGCUAUGGGCGCACUGUGAAUUUCCGGCAGAUUGCCACCCAGACAUUGUGACAAUGGCCAAACCGCUCGCCAAUGGCAUGCCCAUCGGCGCCAUCCUCAUGACCGACAAGAUUGCAGACAUUGUCAAGAUUGGCGAUCACGGUACUACCUUUGGCGGUGGACCUCUGCAGACUUGCGUUGGCCAUCAUGUCGUCUCGCGCAUCACGAAACCAGAGUUCCUCGAUCAUGUCAAGACAGUCGGCGCACAGCUCAAGCAGCGUUUGUCAGCGCUGCCAGAACUCUUCCCCAAGCUCGUAACAGGCGACAUCCGAGGACGAGGUCUGAUCCUGGGCGUGCCCUUUGCGAGCGACGGCCUGCCGCCCAAAGUCGCCAAGAUGUGCAGAGAGCGCGGCGUCAUCGUGCUCACGUGUGGCAAAGCCACGCUUCGAUUCGUACCGAGUCUCAUCAUCGAGAAAGCUCAGAUCGAUCAUGCUUGCGAUGUGCUCGAAUCGGUCUUGACAGUCAUCCAGCAAGAAGCUCACUAGAUCCGCCAUGCUUGUAUGUAAAUCCUGACGUGCAAUGCAAUCGACCCAGCCACUAUGGUCUUCUGAAGCCGAAUGAGCAUAGAUUGACAGGCGGAGUAAC
Molecule: messenger RNA, 2057 nt
Organism: Mixia osmundae IAM 14324
Lineage: Eukaryota; Fungi; Basidiomycota; Mixiomycetes; Mixiales; Mixiaceae
Exons: 3
Coding region: 425-1957 (510 amino acids)
Biological process (GO): arginine metabolic process
Cellular component (GO): mitochondrial matrix
Molecular function (GO): pyridoxal phosphate binding; identical protein binding; transaminase activity
Source: RefSeq, a predicted model, not a curated record